This is a messenger RNA of Paramisgurnus dabryanus, 2027 nucleotides long. It is a transcript of the gene actr3, whose product is annotated as actin related protein 3. The record is from RefSeq and is a predicted model, not a curated record. NCBI's taxonomy places the organism in Eukaryota, Metazoa, Chordata, Actinopteri, Cypriniformes, Cobitidae.
GAAGUGGAAAAACGGAUCCCCGCCCGUUUCCGGGUUCCGCCUCGCACACAUCCUGAUUUUCUGAUCGCUUGCACCCGGAGCUCACCGGCGCUUGAACCCGUUCGAGAUGGCUGCACGGUUACCGGCAUGCGUUGUGGAUUGUGGCACCGGGUACACUAAACUGGGGUAUGCAGGAAACACAGAGCCACAGUUCAUCGUCCCGUCAUGCAUAGCCAUCAAAGAAUCUGCAAAGGUGGGCGAUCAAGCCCAGAGGAGGAUGAUGAAGGGUGUGGAUGACCUUGACUUCUUCAUUGGAGACGAGGCCAUCGAUAAACCCAAUUAUGCCACCAAAUGGCCAAUAAGACAUGGAAUUGUUGAGGACUGGGAUCUGAUGGAGAGAUUUAUGGAGCAGGUGAUCUUUAAGUACUUGAGGGCUGAACCUGAGGAUCAUUACUUCCUACUGACUGAACCGCCUUUAAAUACCCCUGAGAACCGCGAGUACACCGCUGAGAUCAUGUUUGAGUCCUUCAAUGUGCCGGGCUUGUACAUCGCUGUGCAGGCCGUUUUAGCUUUGGCAGCGUCAUGGACAUCCCGUCAGGUGGGGGAGAGAACGCUUACGGGAACUGUCAUCGACAGCGGAGACGGGGUUACACACGUCAUUCCAGUGGCAGAAGGUUACGUGAUUGGCAGCUGUAUUAAACACAUACCCAUUGCGGGGCGGGACAUCACAUAUUUCACACAGCAGUUACUGAGGGAGCGAGAGGUGGGCAUCCCGCCUGAACAAUCACUGGAGACGGCUAAAGCUGUCAAGGAACGGUUCAGUUAUGUGUGUCCUGACCUGGUGAAGGAGUUUAAUAAAUAUGACACAGACGGAUCAAAAUGGAUUAAACAGUACACUGGCAUCAACGCUAUCAGCAAGAAAGAGUUCACCGUUGACGUGGGAUAUGAGCGCUUCCUGGGACCAGAAAUCUUCUUCCAUCCUGAGUUUGCUAAUCCUGACUUCACUCAGCCCAUCUCAGAGGUGGUGGAUGAGGUCAUUCAGAACUGUCCAAUAGAUGUCCGUCGUCCCCUCUAUAAGAACAUCGUUUUGUCGGGCGGGUCCACCAUGUUUCGUGACUUUGGCCGUCGUUUGCAAAGAGACUUGAAAAGAACGGUGGAUGCUCGACUGAAACUCAGCGAGGAGCUCAGUGGAGGAAAACUCAAGCCUAAACCAAUUGACGUUCAGGUCAUCACGCAUCACAUGCAGCGAUAUGCUGUGUGGUUUGGAGGUUCCAUGCUGGCGUCCACUCCGGAGUUCUACCAAGUUUGUCACACCAAAAAGGAUUACGAGGAGAUUGGGCCCAGCAUCUGCCGCCACAAUCCUGUGUUUGGCGUCAUGUCAUAAACACGCCCACGUGGGCACACAAACACACACGCACACGCACGCACGCACACACACACACACACACACACACACACACACACACACACAGGAUGGUCAAGUGCUGUUGCAAUGAGUACUUUUUUAAAUGUUGGUCCCCUCAGAAAGCAAAAACAGCCAAUGACUGCUGGAAACCGACUAAUGUGUUUAUUUAGAAUUUUUGUUGAUUUUCCCCCAGUAUAAACAAAGUAAACAGUCUCAUGUCAUUGUGUGAUGGGAUAUAACUGAUAAUAAGAUUGAUGAUAAAACUGGACUAGAUUAAAUAUUCUUGUACUUUUAAAGAAAUCCCAUGUUGAACUGUGUGUUUGGAUAAAUCCGGUCUCUCUUUUAAAGUUUCAUGGAAGCGAAACGCCUUCCAGAUUAAAACAAAGCAAUUUCUUUCUUGCUUUGAUACUUUCCAAUUCUUCAACGUUUAUAACAAAAAAAGUUAAAAACUUCCAUAUACUGGAUUUUCUUUCUUUGCUCAUGGUGUUUCGCCUGCUUUUACCUUCAUUAUUGGAAAUAAUAUGGACCUGACCGAAAGUUGAAUAAUGGCAGUAUUAACAGAAGCUAAAUUAAAGGCGGAUGGUUUGAAAAUAUAAAUGUAAAAGCAAGAACAUUCCAAUUAAAGCUUGUCCUUUCUAAUGAA